GGCAACCCUGAGCACUAACCCCGAGUCUGUGAAGCAACAUGGCGGCGGCUGCUGCUGGGUCUGUGUGGCGGUUUGUCCGGUCCGCCUCAUGUAGCAUUAGCAGAAGUAAAGGUUUAAUAUUAACCAGAGUGCAGAGAAGAGGAAUCGCAGCCUGCAUUGAUCCUUCUGUAGGUCUCACAGAUGAGCAGAAAGAAUUCCAGAAAGUGGCGUUUGAUUUCGCUGCCAAUGAAAUGGCACCACACAUGGCACAAUGGGACGAGAAAGAAAUCUUUCCCGUGGAAACCAUGAGAAAAGCAGCCCAGCUCGGGUUUGGGGGAAUUUACGUGCAGCCGGACGUUGGGGGCUCGGGACUGUCUCGCCUCGACACGUCCAUCAUCUUUGAAGCUUUGUCCACUGGCUGUGCGAGCACCACGGCCUACAUCAGCAUUCAUAAUAUGUGCGCCUGGAUGAUCGACACAUUCGGUAAUGAUGAGCAGAGAGAGAAGUACUGUCCUGAUCUCUGCUCCAUGGAGAAGUUCGCCUCCUACUGUCUGACUGAGCCUGGGAGUGGAAGUGACGCAGCGUCGCUGUUAACCAGCGCAAAGUUGCAAGGAGACCAUUACAUUCUGAACGGAUCCAAGGCCUUCAUCAGUGGUGGAGGAGAUACAGAUGUGUAUGUAGUGAUGUGUCGUACUGGUGGGAAGGGCCCCAAGGGCAUCUCCUGUCUGGUGGUGGAGAAAGGAACUCCAGGACUCAGUUUUGGCAAAAAGGAGAAGAAGGUCGGUUGGAACUCGCAGCCCACGAGAGCAGUAAUCUUUGAAGACUGUGCGGUUCCGGUGACUAAUCGGCUGGGAGCAGAGGGAGAGGGCUUCAACAUCGCCAUGCGUGGCCUCAACGGGGGCAGAAUUAACAUUGCUUCCUGCUCUCUAGGAGCUGCUCAUGCGUCUGUCCUGCUGGCCCGAGAUCACAUACGUGUGCGCAAACAGUUUGGGGAACCUCUUGCAAACAGCCAGUUCCUGCAGUUUAAGCUGGCUGAAAUGGCCACGAAGCUGGUAGCGUCUCGGUUGCUGGUGCGUCAGGCGGCUGUUGCUCUGCAGGAGAACAGACCAGACGCAGUGUCACUCUGCUCCAUGGCAAAACUCUUCGCCACUGAUGAAUGCUUUGCUAUAUGUAACCAGGCUCUGCAGAUGCAUGGCGGAUAUGGCUACCUCAAGGACUACGCAGUACAGCAGUUUGUUCGGGAUAUCCGAGUGCAUCAGAUAUUAGAAGGAACCAAUGAAGUGAUGAGGAUGAUCAUUUCCAGAAGCUUACUGACAGAGUUGUGAUCAUGAAAUCAAGACCUCAAGCUUGUCAUGGAUUCUGUUACAAUAGAAGCAACUAAUCGAUAAUGAAUCACAUAAUGAGUGAGAAGCUGGACAGAAUCUUACUGUUUGUAGUUAGAAAUAUAUCGAAAUAGUGUUUUUUUGUUGUAUAUUCUCAAUCAUGUGUACUGCUCUAAUAAGACAUGCAGUAGAACACAUUUCCCACAAAGAAAAUCAAAUGUUUGAUUACA
Molecule: messenger RNA, 1531 nt
Organism: Pangasianodon hypophthalmus (striped catfish)
Lineage: Eukaryota; Metazoa; Chordata; Actinopteri; Siluriformes; Pangasiidae
Gene: acad8
Product: acyl-CoA dehydrogenase family, member 8
Exons: 11
Coding region: 39-1304 (421 amino acids)
Biological process (GO): lipid metabolic process
Molecular function (GO): acyl-CoA dehydrogenase activity; flavin adenine dinucleotide binding
Source: RefSeq, a predicted model, not a curated record